Aspergillus ochraceoroseus IBT 24754 is the source of this 807-nucleotide messenger RNA. RefSeq names its product 2EXR domain-containing protein. The coding region runs from base 55 to 807 and encodes 250 amino acids. The transcript has 2 exons. The record is from RefSeq and is a predicted model, not a curated record. NCBI's taxonomy places the organism in Eukaryota, Fungi, Ascomycota, Eurotiomycetes, Eurotiales, Aspergillaceae.
GAUUGACCCUUCAGAAUGUAAAAUCACGUUCCUAUUUCUACGGAAGCCGCUACAAUGCCCCGCGAUGUAUUUCCAUUAUUUGCCAGACUUCCUGCAGAACUACGUCGGAUGAUUUGGAUGGAAUGUCUUCCCGCGCGAAUCUUUGAGUAUGAUGCACCAGAGGGUUGGGCUGUUCCAAUAUCCACGGUUUGUGACCUGGGAUGGACGACGUGUCAGAACUGGAAACCUCCUGUAUUAACCCGGAUCUGUCAUGAAUCACGCUCCAUCGCAUAUGAGUCCGGUCUUUUUGGAACGCUAGGAGAUGAGCCUGUCCAAUUAAUUGAUGUGGCCGAUACCAAGAGCAUUGCUAGGUUUCGUGACCUCUGGGCUUCAAUCUCCCCUAUGGAUCCGGAACCGUUGUCAUUUUUCAAUGAGCAAGAGCCAUUCCAAGAUAGGCUCCAGCAAUGGUGUAAGGAAAUGGAAACGCUAUGGGUACUUAAUUGCUGGUAUCGCGCCUGGCGGAACCGUUGGGAAGGUGUCGUACGCCCAGAGGAUAUAUGGUUAGGACCUAGGGUUAACGAUGCUGGAGAGUCACUUGAUAUGUUGUCUCCUAGGGGACUUGCGGCUCCAGGGACCCCAUACUAUACUUGUGGGAUGGAUACCAACCGUUUCGCUCCGAAUAAGUCCCAUCCCUUUGUCCGCAAGGUUCUGGAUAAAAUGCCCCAGUUUCAGCCCCGAGUUAUGUUUCGACACUGUGCUCUUAAUUGCCACAAGCCCUCAGCGAGAUUAACUCGGACAAUAAAAGGGAAACGACGAUUCACGAGGUGA